CCUUAUGUGGAGUGAGUGUCCUUCGGGAGGAAGUGUGUUUCGUAUAUACGCCGAAAAAAGAGAGCGAGGAGAGAAAAUUUCGUACAAAUUGUGGAAAGAAUUGAAUUAUCGUCUUGAAUGUGAAUACAUUAGACUUUUCGUACAGGAAGGCAGGUAUUUAGAGCUGGACCGUUCGGCUUCCCUUGUGAAGUCCACUAUUUCCAUAGCCUUUUCCCAUGACGGUCGGUACUUUGCUUCGACUCAUGGUGACCACUCGGUAAAAGUUUUUGAGUGGCCUUCUGGUAAGCAAAUAGCGACUUUGGAGAAGCACCGUAGAACUCCUUGGACAGUCAAGUUUCAUCCCUUUAAGAGACAUAUUCUUGCUUCUGGUUGCAUUGGUAACGAAUGUUGCGUAUGGGACUUGAGAGAUGGAAGUUGUGUUCGGUCUCAAAAAUUUCCUGCAUCCAUUAGCUGCCUUAGUUUCCAUCCUAACGGAGAACUUAUCGCAGUUUCUUCAGGUUCUUGUGUGUUUCUUUGGAGAUACGGUUUUCUUCGUAAAUAUUCACUAAGGAAGGUACCACAACUUUAUAAUUCUUCCAAUACAUUCCGUUCACUCUUUCAGCCUUUGAACACUAAAGUACGUGUUUGUCGGGAUGAUGAAGAUUUCUCUGUCUUGGAGUCUUCAGGAGAAGAGUCGUACGAAAUUCUCAAGACGCCUAUGCCUACUCUACCGUAUCAUAUGGUGCAGUUUCACCCUUCUGGACAGUUUCUUCUUACUGGGGAAAAGAACCGCUCUUCUGCAGAGUUGCAGUUUAGUUUGAGAUUUGUUUUGCAUCGCUUUGAUCUAGAAGAACAGACUAUCUCUACUAGCAGUCCUGUAUUGAUAAUUCCGAGAGCCAUUGCAUACAAUGAUGCUGGUGUUGAUUUUUCUCCUUGUGGAAAAAUGAUUGUUGCUUGUGUUCCGGAGGAAGACAACCAGAUGGCCUUUCAGAUAGCAAUUUUUUCGCUUGUUAAUCGUGCAGAUGGAGUUCUUAUGGGCGAUAUGUUAUACAGUAUACCUUUAGAUUCUGCGCAUCUUUGGGCACUUACGAAUUUGAAGUUUUCUUCAAGUGGUUCUCACCUACUUGCGGGUUUUAGUUUUCGCUCCCCAAGCGUGACUGACAUGGCUAAGAUAUGUUUGUGGGAUUCGAAUAAUGAGUUUUUCAAGUCGGAAACCGGAAAGGCUGAUGUUAUAGAAAUUCACCACCUUCAUUCUAAAAAUCGAACAAGUCUUGUUCAAACAUUGCAAUCGGACGUUAUCUAUGACCGUAUCAAUUACACUCCUAGUGUGGAGGAUGAAAUUAACGUCGCUUUAUUUUCUCCAGGAAGGACAAUAUCGGGAGUUGUUGCUGAUGGUCUUAUUUAUGGUACGCAGAAAGGUAGAAUUCGAUUGUUUCAGUUGAACAAGUGAACCGGAGAUGAAGAAGCAAGAUGACAACAGAUAAGAAGAGAGGAGGAUAAUCAAUCCCACCACAGAACAUUUCUUCGAACGAGGGGACAAAGUGGAUCGUGUCCUCCUCGUCGAUCUGUUUGGGAA
Molecule: messenger RNA, 1555 nt
Organism: Galdieria sulphuraria
Lineage: Eukaryota; Rhodophyta; Bangiophyceae; Galdieriales; Galdieriaceae
Product: transducin family protein / WD-40 repeat family protein
Exons: 1
Coding region: 5-1429 (474 amino acids)
Biological process (GO): autophagy
Cellular component (GO): intracellular membrane-bounded organelle
Molecular function (GO): protein binding
Source: RefSeq, a predicted model, not a curated record